AAGCCCUCUCCCCACAGGGCUUCUGGUUGCAGAGCCCCACGCCCUCCCAGCUGUUCAAGGAACAAGAGGAAGAAAGACAGGCUUGAAGGUUCCGGCCCCUGUUCACUCGCCUGCCUCAGCUAAGGGCACAAUGCCUGCAGGAGUCUCCUCCGAGUUCCUAUUCUUGGUGCUGAACGUAGCACUCUGCCCAGUGGUCACCCAGGGUAAGGAAGUGGUGCUGGGCAACGAAGGGGGCACCGCAGAGCUGCCCUGCUCAGUGUCCCAGAAGAGGAGCAUGUCCUUCAGCUGGAAAUUUCCCAACAACACCAAGAUCCUGGCACGAACGAACACCUACCUGACUCGAGCGAAGACCCACCUGGAUACACGCACUGACUCCAAGAGCAGCCUGUGGGAUAAAGGAUACUUUCCCCUGGAAAUCCGGAAGCUUGAGAUGAAAGACUCAGGGACCUACAUCUGCGAAGUGGAUAACAAGAACAUGCCAGUGGAGCUGCAGGUGUUCAGAUUGACUGCCAGCUCGGGCACUCGCCUGCUUAAGGGGCAGACCUUGACCCUGACUGUGGAGGGGCCCCCGGGCAUCAACCCGCCAGUCAAGUUCAUGGACCCAAGAGGUCAAAUUUUCGAAAGGACAAAGACCAUCUCAGUGACAGAUCUGGAGAUCCAGCAUAGUGGCAAAUGGAAAUGCACCAUCUCCCAGGACAAGAAGCUGCUCCAGUUGGACAUCGACAUCCUGGUGCUAGGUUUUCAGAAGACAACACUCAGCACCUUCUACAGAAAAGAAGGGGAGUCGCUGGAGCUGUCCUUCCCACUGACCUUCGACAAUAAAGACCUGGUCUUCAACGGGAGGCUGAGCUGGCAACCAGACGGGGCUUCUUCCUCUCAGUCCUGGAUCACUUUCUCCGUGGAAAACAGGAAGGUGUCUGUAGUAAAAGUCAUCCAGGACCCCAACCUCCAGAUGGCAGAGAAAACCCCACUGAACAUCAACCUGUCCCCAGUCUUGCUCCAGCAUGCUGGCUCUGGAAACCUGACUCUGACCCUGCCUGAAGGCCAUAUGCUGUACCAAGAAGUGAAUCUGGUGGUGAUGAGGGCAUCUCAGAACCAGAACUCUCUCAUCUGUGAGGUGCUGGGACCCACCUCCUCAAUGCUGAUGCUGAGUUGGAAGCCAGAGAACAAGAAGCCCCACAUUUUGAAGCAAGAGAAACAGAUUCAGGUGCUGUCUCCUGAGCCAGGGACAUGGCAGUGUCUUCUGAGUGAUAGGGGCCAGGCCCUUCUGGAGUCCACAGUCGAUGUGGUUUCCUCACAGCUGCACCAGGACCAGUCAGUGUUCCUGGCGAUGGUCCUAGGGGGCAGCCUGGGCUUUCUGCUCCUCACCGGCCUCUGCAUCUUCUGCUGUGUCCAGUGCCAACACCAACGGCGCCAGGCAGCGAGGAUGUCUCAGAUCAAGCGGCUCCUCAGUGAGAAGAAGACCUGCCAGUGCCACCACCGGCUGCAGAAGACUUGAAUCAUCACUUGAGGCCUUGAGUCGUUCCCAGCUGUACACCCCAUGUCUCCUGUUGGACCUGCAGACCACAUGAAUGUAGCAGAUCCCAGGGCCUCUGGCCUUCUCUUGUUCCCCUGCUGCACCUCUUGCCAUUGUUUCUCCUCCGCUCCCAGCCUGACUGGGCUCUUAGGUGUAUAUUCAGGCUUCAGAAGUUAAACUCACAGUCCAUUCUCCACAAGCCCUAGCCUGCCCAGCUUUCCAGGACUCCCUAGCAGUCCAUGCCUGCCUGAAACACAGCAGGGCCCUGUCAGUUUGCAGGACAGGACCUUGUGACCAGAGAGAGCAGGGACUCCUUGGAAGAUCACAUUGCCAGCCAGAGGCAGAAGCAGAUCCAAAGCCCCUGAAGUCAGUGCUGUCUGCCCCAGGCUGCCUGCUCCUCACCCUGUGUUGGCAGGACCAUCUCACACCCUGACAGACACACAAACAAGCCUCCCUGGACACAUGCACCACAUAGCCACACACCUGCCCUUGUGCAUGAUUUCUUAUCACUCAGGCAGCGUAUCUUGAUUUAUAAACCAGUGCACAUUCUCUGUCUGUUUUGUCAUCUAUGAAAAUCCCAGCUGGGCAUGGUGCCGCAUGCUUGUAAUCCCAGCACUGUGGAGGCUGAGGCAAGAUUGUUAGGAG
Messenger RNA from Octodon degus (degu), 2161 nucleotides. RefSeq names its product CD4 molecule (gene Cd4). Bases 131 to 1498 code for a protein of 455 amino acids. Gene Ontology annotation, biological process: interleukin-15-mediated signaling pathway; immune response; cell adhesion. Gene Ontology annotation, cellular component: membrane raft; external side of plasma membrane. The transcript has 10 exons. Gene Ontology annotation, molecular function: MHC class II protein binding; coreceptor activity; protein tyrosine kinase binding. The record is from RefSeq and is a predicted model, not a curated record. NCBI's taxonomy places the organism in Eukaryota, Metazoa, Chordata, Mammalia, Rodentia, Octodontidae.